Molecule: messenger RNA, 693 nt
Organism: Sphaeramia orbicularis (orbiculate cardinalfish)
Lineage: Eukaryota; Metazoa; Chordata; Actinopteri; Kurtiformes; Apogonidae
Gene: gspt1
Product: G1 to S phase transition 1
Exons: 3
Coding region: 393-635 (80 amino acids)
Source: RefSeq, a predicted model, not a curated record
GGUGUUUGCAGGAAGUGCUGCGGCUGCCACUUCUCGUCUGAUACGCGAUCCAUAUGCUUGCAAGAGCAAGGCUUAAAGAAGCAAUGGGAACUUCAUCAAACGUGCUGCUAAAAGUCUAAAAUCCACCAGCAACUAAACGCGUUUUAACGAACCUGAACAAUUCCUCCGCCUUUACCGAGAGCAUAAGCUUGUCAACUCCGAACAAGGGGAACGAUGGACCCGAGAGACACAGCCCCGGAUUCGUGGGAGCUGGAGGAGGAUGCCGAGGCCCCGGCUGCCGCGGCGGGACUCCCAACCGCUUUCGCUGCCCUAAACGUCAACGCCAAACCGUUUGUCCCGAACAUUAAUGCCCCGGUGUUUGUGCCGAGCUUUCUCAGACCAGCACCGUGGACAUGCCGGCCUCUGACGGUUCCCCUGAGCCGGUGUCCAGCAUGGAGGUGGCAGAAACAGUCGGUAUGCAUUCAGAUGUACUUCACACACUGCAUGUACAGGUUUAUAAUACUGACAGUAACGAUCUGUGGCUGUUAGGCAGCUCCGGUGGAGAAUGGAGGCACAGAAGCAGACAUGACCACAGAGGAAGAGACGUGGGAGCAGAAGGAGGAGCCGGGCGGAGGCGGAGGAGGUGGGGGCCAUGAGGAGCACGGAGCCAGAGGAGCUUGUGAGGAGAGCGGUGGGGUAAAGGAGGAUGAGGAG